AUGUUUGUAUUGGAUGGUGAGAAAUGUGGCAAGUUGCUCUCUUUAUAUAUAUGCAUCAUUGGUAAACAGGGAAAUGUUAUGGACAGGGUAGAUGGAAGUAGUGAUGUGAUGGGGAAAUUCGAAGAUUGGCUAUCUAAUGAAGAAGAGUUUGGUGAAGAAUUGAGACAGAUCCAGACAGGAAGAAGUGGUGUUGGGGAGUUAGUAGGUGAAGUUGAUUCUCUUCAUUAUCAAGAAUGCAAGUGUGAACUUGAAGUUCUCAAUUUCGGCAUCAAUGUCAGUGGACAGUUUCCAUCAGGCAUCAGAGGUUCGAGAAGCCCAUUCUGGUAA
Messenger RNA from Sphenostylis stenocarpa, 327 nucleotides. The record is from the annotation of a GenBank genome assembly. NCBI's taxonomy places the organism in Eukaryota, Viridiplantae, Streptophyta, Magnoliopsida, Fabales, Fabaceae.